AUGCCCGGCGAUGAGAAAGCCCCCGUGAAGCUCUCGCUGCCGCUGCAGUUCCAGCAGGACAUCUUCCAGGACCUGCGCAAUGAGGACCAGCUCGUCAUCCUCGCCCGCGGCCUCGGCCUGCUGCGCAUCGUGACCAACCUCCUCCACGCCUACGAUGCCGCCGGGAACAACCUCGUCCUCCUCGUCGGCGCCGACGACCGCGAGAACGGCUGGAUUGGCGAGUCGCUGGCCGAGCAUGCCGCCGUCAGCAAUGCCCCCAAGGCCCGCGGCCUCAGCCUGGUCAACACCAACAUGAUGAGUGUCGGCGCCCGCGAGAAAAUGUAUUCACGCGGCGGCAUUUUCAGCAUCACCUCCCGCAUCCUCAUCGUCGAUCUGCUAUCCGGUCUGCUCGAUCCCGCCACCAUCACCGGCUGCGUCGUGUUGCACGCCGACCGAAUAGUGGCAACAUCGCUCGAGGCUUUCAUCUUGCGCAUCUUUCGUCAGAAGAACAAAGCGGGAUUCCUGAAGGCGUUCUCCGACAAUCCCGAGCCAUUCGCUACCGGCUUCUCUCCGCUAGCCACCAUGAUGCGCAAUCUGUUCUUGCGCCGGCCCUCUCUCUACCCCCGCUUCCAUGUCGCUGUAGCAAAAUCGCUUGAGGGCCGCCGGAAAGCUGAAGUGAUCGAACUGGAGGUGCCCAUGACUGACAACAUGGCUGCUAUCCAACAGGCGGUCAUGGAAUGUGUCGAGGUGAGCAUCAUCGAGCUUCGGAAGAACAACUCUGGCUCUCUAGACAUGGAGGACUGGACGCUGGACAGUGCUCUGCACAGGAACUUCGACGCCCAGAUCAGACGUCAACUGGAUCCCGUGUGGCACCGCACAAGCUUUCGGACACGGCAGAUAGUCCGGGAUCUCUCUCUGCUCCGCCACAUCCUCCAUGCCGUCUUGGCAUACGAUGCUGUAGAUUUCAACAAGUACUUGGACACUGUCAUUGCCGCCUCGUCUCCGCCGCCCGGAUCAACACGGAUGAACCAGUCACCGUGGCUGUUCCUCGACGCUGCGAAUACGUUGUUCGAAACUGCUAGACGUCGUGUCUAUGCCGGCAAGCUCAACGACGCUACCACAACCAACACUUCUAAUGAGGUACCCGAAUCGCUCAGACCUGUUCUUGAAGAAUUGCCAAAAUGGCGCAUGCUUGCUGAAGUUCUGGAGGAAAUUGAGAGAGAUUACUAUUUCAAUCCUGUCCCGCAGGAUGACUCAAGCGGCGCCAUUCUCAUCAUGUGCGGUGACCACAGCACUUCCCGCCAGCUGCGUGAAUACCUACAAACCAUGCGUGUCAGGUCCGAUGAGCCCGAGGAAAAGAAUGAGGACCAAGAAGCGAAGGGCCCGUCCGCUGCCUUUAUGAUGAGACGGAAGUUGCGGAACUACAUCAGUUGGAAGAGAGACUUUAGCAAAGUCAGCGCUUCUCUCUUCGCAGAGAACAACAAGGUGAUCAAUAAUGACACCCGCAGUGGACAAGCCGGACCGGGAAGGGCACCUCGGAACAAGAGACGACGCGUCCGCGGCGGAGCGGCAGCUGGAUCCGGUCCGUCUAGAACCGUGAUGGGGGAGAUGCAGCAGAGCUUCAAUCGUGAUGCUCAUAUGCAGAGCCUUCUCACUGAACUUCAACCCACGGGAGAGGAAACCCAGCAGAAAGGCGAAAUCGCGGCGGACCCACUUGAAAACAUGGAGGACUAUUACGAGCUGUACGAGAUGAAAGAGCUGCUCGUAAUCCACCCAUACGACGGAGACAUGGAUGAGCAUGUACUGGAGGAAGUACGGCCUCGUUAUGUCAUCAUGUACGAGCCAGACGCGGCCUUCAUCCGACGGAUAGAGGUCUAUCGCAGCUCGCACACGGAUCGAAACGUCAGGGUGUACUUCAUGUACUAUGGUGGGUCCGUCGAAGAACAACGCUAUCUCAGCGCUGUCAGACGUGAAAAGGAUGCCUUCUCCAAGAUGAUUCGUGAAAGGAGCAAUAUGGCUAUUGCCUUGGACAAUAUCAACAUCCAAGAUCCGCAAGAGGCUUUUCUCCGGACAGUCAACACCAGGAUUGCCGGUGGCGGUCGUCUCGCCGCCACCGCAACUCCCCCACGGGUGGUCGUGGAUGUACGCGAGUUUCGAUCGUCGCUCCCUUCCCUGCUACACGGUCGACAAAUGGUCGUCGUGCCAUGCAUGCUGACGGUCGGUGACUACGUCCUCACGCCCAACAUCUGUAUCGAGCGUAAGAGCGUCCAGGAUUUGAUUUCGUCCUUCAACAAUGGCCGCCUGUAUAACCAAGCCGAGACGAUGCUCCAGCACUACAAGAACCCUAUGCUGCUCAUUGAAUUCGACCAGAACAAAUCAUUCACGCUCGAACCAUUCUCGGACUUGAGUCAGUCGGCUGCCGCCGCCGCAAUGGCCGCUGCCCCGGACCUCCAGGCAAAGAUUGUCAUGCUGACGAUUGCCUUCCCCCGUCUGCGCAUCAUCUGGUCCAGCUCACCGUAUCAGACUGCCGAGAUUUUUGAGGAAUUGAAGAAACAGCAGGAUGAGCCCGAUCCUGUCAAAGCAGUGCAGAUCGGGCUAGAGGAAGGCGAGGAUGCCGAAAGCAAGACGUUUAACCAAGUGCCACAGGAUAUGCUGCGUAUCGUCCCUGGUAUUACGGGAAAUGAAAAGAUGCUGGAACGGGUUGCGUUCAGCGUGGGCAGCGUUUUUGAGCUGGCCAACAUGACAGAGGAGGAGCUGAAUCAGCUUUGCGGUAGGGAAGCAGGAAGGCAAAUUUUCAGGUUCUUCAAUCGCGAUGUGGUUGAUGAUUAG
This is a messenger RNA of Diplodia corticola, 2808 nucleotides long. Its product is annotated as dna excision repair protein ercc-4. The transcript has 2 exons. Gene Ontology annotation, cellular component: nucleotide-excision repair factor 1 complex. NCBI's taxonomy places the organism in Eukaryota, Fungi, Ascomycota, Dothideomycetes, Botryosphaeriales, Botryosphaeriaceae. Gene Ontology annotation, biological process: resolution of meiotic recombination intermediates; double-strand break repair via single-strand annealing, removal of nonhomologous ends; double-strand break repair via homologous recombination. The record is from RefSeq and is a predicted model, not a curated record. The coding region runs from base 1 to 2808 and encodes 935 amino acids. Gene Ontology annotation, molecular function: damaged DNA binding; single-stranded DNA binding; single-stranded DNA endonuclease activity.